Messenger RNA from Quercus robur (English oak), 803 nucleotides. RefSeq lists its product as uncharacterized. The record is from RefSeq and is a predicted model, not a curated record. Gene Ontology annotation, molecular function: RNA binding. Gene Ontology annotation, cellular component: nucleus. NCBI's taxonomy places the organism in Eukaryota, Viridiplantae, Streptophyta, Magnoliopsida, Fagales, Fagaceae. The coding region runs from base 215 to 604 and encodes 129 amino acids. The transcript has 5 exons.
GAGCUGAGGUGUUCCAAGGGUUUUUGCUUGUGAGCCUUUUUUUUAAAACCCUUCUUCUUCGUCCCAGUCUCUUCAGCGAUAUAAUAAUAGAGAGAGAGAGAGAGAGACAGAGCAAGCGAGUUAGAGUUGGUAUUAGGGGUUAGGGUUAGGGUUUUUCUCUCUCUAGAAAGCUAAAGAAUCCAUACGAAACCAGAGAGAGAGAGAGAGAGAGAGAAUGGAGGGAAUCACGGAGGCAGUGAACAACCUCAACAUCACCGAUUCAUCUAACAAGAAGAACCGCAUCCAAGUCUCCAACACUAAAAAGCCCCUCUUCUUCUACGUCAAUCUUGCCAAGAGGUACAUGCAGCAGCACAAUGAUGUGGAACUCUCUGCUCUUGGAAUGGCUAUUGCCACGGUGGUUACCAUUGCUGAGAUCCUUAAAAACAAUGGAUUGGCAGUUGAGAAGAAGAUCAUGACUUCCACUGUUGACAUGAGGGAGGAUGCAGGAGGGCGACCCAUUCAAAAAGCGAAGAUUGAAAUAUUGCUGGUGAAGUCAGAGAAGUUUGACGAGUUGAUGGCUGCAGCUCAAGAGGAAGCAGCUUUAGAAUAUGAGGAGCAGAACUGAAGUGAAAUGUUCUGCAGUUUAGCUUUGGUGCACUUGCUGUUAAGUUGGUCCUAUCAUGGAAAUUAUAGUAGUGUUUCUUAGAUUGGCUUACUGUUUUGUGAAGUUAACUAGCUGUCAUCAUAUUUAUUCUAGGAAUUUUUGUAAACUACUUCCUCCUUACUAUUCAAAUUCAAAUUUGUUUCCAAGUUUACUGUUAUCA